This is a messenger RNA of Labeo rohita (rohu), 1247 nucleotides long. RefSeq names its product tryptophanyl tRNA synthetase 2, mitochondrial (gene wars2). Gene Ontology annotation, molecular function: tryptophan-tRNA ligase activity; ATP binding. Gene Ontology annotation, biological process: mitochondrial tryptophanyl-tRNA aminoacylation. The record is from RefSeq and is a predicted model, not a curated record. NCBI's taxonomy places the organism in Eukaryota, Metazoa, Chordata, Actinopteri, Cypriniformes, Cyprinidae. The coding region runs from base 6 to 1100 and encodes 364 amino acids. Gene Ontology annotation, cellular component: mitochondrion; mitochondrial matrix. The transcript has 6 exons.
UCAAGAUGGCGCUGUCCAUGAGGUGUAACGUGAAAUCUGUCUUUCGUUUUAUUCACAAGGGUAAUUCCCAUAGAAGAUUAUUUAAAGCUGGAAAAGCGACGGGAGCGACGAGUCUUCCUAAAGGACAGGUUUUCUCAGGAAUCCAGCCCACAGGUGUUCCUCACUUGGGGAACUAUCUGGGAGCUUUAGAGAGCUGGGUGGCCCUGCAGGAUGAGUACAGUACGGUCAUGUACAGCAUCGUAGACCUUCAUUCCAUCACUCAGCCUCAGGAUCCUCAGAUGCUCCGAGACAACAUCCUGAACAUGGCCGCCAGUCUGUUGGCCUGUGGCAUAGACCCGACUCGCUCCAUCCUUUUCCAGCAGUCUCAAGUCUCAGAACAUGCUGAGCUCUCAUGGAUCCUAGGCUGCCUUACCAGCAUGCCUCGUUUACGGCACCUGCCUCAAUGGAAGAUGAAGAGCAAGCAGAAGAACGAAGGCAGUGUGGGGCUUUAUACGUACCCGGUGUUACAAGCAGCAGACAUCCUGCUCUACAAAUCCACACAUGUGCCAGUAGGGGAGGACCAGAUCCAGCAUUUGGAGCUCGCCCAGGACUUGGCCCGCAUCUUUAACAACCAGUAUGGAGAGUUCUUCCCAGAGCCUCGUGCCCUGCUCAGUGGCACACGAAAGGUGAAAUCUCUCAGGGAUCCAUCCUCUAAGAUGUCCAAGUCAGACCCCCAAAAGUUAGCUACCGUCUUCCUGACCGAUACGCCUGAUGACAUUGUCCUUAAGAUUCGCAGAGCUGUGACUGACUUCACAUCUGAAGUGACUUAUGAGCCUGAGAGUCGGCCUGGUGUAUCAAACCUAGUCUCCAUGCACGCAGCUGUGUCCGGACAGAGCGUGGAGGAGGUGGUCAGGCUGGCUAAAGGUAUGGACACUGGACAAUACAAGAAUGUGGUGGCCGAGGCUGUUGUACAGAAGCUACAACCCAUUCGGCUACAGAUCCAAAGACUGAGAGCCGACAGAGGCCAUCUUGAGAGUCUGUUAGCCAAAGGAGCAGAGAAAGCCCGCAGCCUCGCAGCUCCUGUGAUGACAGAAGUCAGAAAACUGGUGGGCUUCUAUUAAGGAUUUAAAAACUGAAAUGCAAUGCACUCUUCUCUGUCUGUCUUAGAUUCAUUCAGUAUACUGGUGGGAAAAACUCAGUUUUGUUUGCUUACGUCUUGUGUUUUUGUCCAUUUUUUAUUUAAGCAAAAUUAAAUAAUUUUCUUUUUA